Messenger RNA from Procambarus clarkii (red swamp crayfish), 1803 nucleotides. Its product is annotated as collagen alpha-1(II) chain-like. The record is from RefSeq and is a predicted model, not a curated record. Lineage: Eukaryota; Metazoa; Arthropoda; Malacostraca; Decapoda; Cambaridae.
AUGCCCACGGCCCAGAGGUGCCCCCACGGCCCAGAGGUGCCCCACGGCCCAGAGGUGCCCCCACGGCCCAGAGGUGCCCCCACGGCCCAGAGGUGCCCCCACGGCCCAGAGGUGCCCCCACGGCCCAGAGGUGCCCCCACGGCCCAGUGGUGCCCCCACGGCCCAGUGGUGCCCCCCACGGCCCAGUGGUGCCCCCCACGGCCCAGUGGUGCCCCCCACGGCCCAGUGGUGCCCCCCACGGCCCAAAGGUGCCCCCCACGGCCCAGAGGUGCCCCCCACGGCCCAGAGGUGCCCCCCACGGCCCAGAGGUGCCCCCCACGGCCCAGAGGUGCCCCCCACGGCCCAGAGGUGCCCCCCACGGCCCAGAGGUGCCCCCCACGGCCCAGAGGUGCCCCCCACGGCCCAGAGGUGCCCCCCACGGCCCAGAGGUGCCCCCCACGGCCCAGAGGUGCCCCCCACGGCCCAGAGGUGCCCCCCACGGCCCAGAGGUGCCCCCCACGGCCCAGAGGUGCCCCCCACGGCCCAGAGGUGCCCCCACGGCCCAGAGGUGCCCCCCACGGCCCAGAGGUGCCCCCCACGGCCCAGAGGUGCCCCCCACGGCCCAGAGGUGCCCCCCACGGCCCAGAGGUGCCCCCCACGGCCCAGAGGUGCCCCCCACGGCCCAGAGGUGCCCCCCACGGCCCAGAGGUGCCCCCCCACGGCCCAGACGUGCCCCACGGUCCAGACGUGCCCCACGGUCCAGACGUGCCCCACGGUCCAGACGUGCCCCACGGUCCAGACGUGCCCCACGGUCUAGAGGUGCCCCACGGUCCAGACGUGCCCCACGGUCCAGACGUGCCCCACGGUCCAGACGUGCCCCACGGUCCAGACGUGCCCCACGGUCCAGACGUGCCCCACGGUCCAGACGUGCCCCACGGUCCAGACGUGUCCCACGGCCCAGACGUGUCCCACGGUCCAGACGUGUCCCACGGUCCAGACGUGUCCCACGGUCCAGACGUGUCCCACGGUCCAGACGUGCCCCACGGUCCAGACGUGCCCCACGGUCCAGACGUGCCCCACGGUCCAGACGUGUCCCACGGUCCAGACGUGUCCCACGGUCCAGACGUGUCCCACGGUCCAGACGUGUCCCACGGUCCAGACGUGCCCCACGGUCCAGACGUGUCCCACGGUCCAGACGUGCCCCACGGCCCAGACGUGCCCCACGGUCCAGACGUGUCCCACGGUCCAGACGUGCCCCACGGCCCAGACGUGCCCCACGGUCAAGACGUGUCCCACGGUCCAGACGUGUCCCACGGUCCAGACGUGUCCCACGGUCCAGACGUGUCCCACGGUCCAGACGUGUCCCACGGCCCAGACGUGUCCCACGGCCCAGACGUGCCCCACGGUCCAGACGUGUCCCACGGUCCAGACGUGUCCCACGGUCCAGACGUGCUCCACGGUCCAGACGUGUCCCACGGUCCAGACGUGUCCCACGGCCCAGACGUGUCCCACGGCCCAGACGUGCCCCACGGUCCAGACGUGUCCCACGGCCCAGACGUGCCCCACGGCCCAGACGUGCCCCACGGCCCAGACGUGCCCCACGGCCCAGACGUGCCCCACGGCCCAGACGUGCCCCACGGUCCAGACGUGCCCCACGGCCCAGACGUGCCCCACGGCCCAGACGUGCCCCCCACGGCCCAGACGUGCCCCACGGCCCAGACGUGCCCCACGGCCCAGACGUGCCCCACGGCCCAGACGUGCCCCACGGCCCAGACGUGCCCCCACGGCCCAGACGUGCCGUGGAUAGACACAAGACUGGAAUAG